This is a messenger RNA of Symbiodinium pilosum, 792 nucleotides long. NCBI's taxonomy places the organism in Eukaryota, Dinophyceae, Suessiales, Symbiodiniaceae. The record is from the annotation of a GenBank genome assembly.
AUGCUGACCCGAAUGGUGGUUGUAGGAUAUCCAGCGCUGUCCCUCGGUCUGAUGAUCAUAGCGUCUGUUUCCUCAACAUCUGCUUGGCUUGUGGACAGCCUGUUCCACUGCAACAUAGCAAACCUGAUGGAGUUGAAGUUGUGGCCGCUGCUGUGGGGUCCGUUCUACAACGAACUUUCCAGCGGUAUGGCCUUCAUUACCAUCCUCUUCGAGAUGUACAUGGCCAUGAGCUACUUCCCAGUACAGGAGAAGGAGAUGGGUUCUAGCACCUUCCUUCUCUUCAUGUUCUUGAUAAACACGCUUACGAGCCUGCUGUUCCUUCCAGUCAUGUUUUGUUUCGGAAUGUACUACCACAUGCAAAUGAUCUACUUCCAUCAAAGCCUGCGCGGGCUAUGGCCAAUGAUCAUGGUGUGUCUGACUCUUUCCGCGCUCAGCAACCCGGAUGCCUCAACGAACUUCUGGGGUUUGGUCAAGAUUCCAAACAGGUGGUAUCCCAUAGCUUUGACGGGUUUCUUCAUGCUGCUCAACGGCAGGAUCAUGUGGAAUCUGGUGAUUGCGCUGGCCAUUGGGUACGGCUACCCAAAGCUGCGCCUGGACCGGCUGCUUCCCUCGAAGACCCGCGUGGAUCGGCUGGAGCAGAAGUGUUGCAGAGGAGGUCGUUGCCAGCUGCUGGGAGCCUCUUGGUUAGCUGCCGCAACAACAUCUUCCUACGACGUGGAUGUGCAGAUUGAUCGGCGCUAUAGAAACUUCACUGACUUCGGUAAUGACUCCUCGCAUCACCGGCCCGUUUGA